This is a messenger RNA of Lolium perenne, 789 nucleotides long. Lineage: Eukaryota; Viridiplantae; Streptophyta; Magnoliopsida; Poales; Poaceae. The record is from RefSeq and is a predicted model, not a curated record.
AUGCCUACUGACGGCGCAGCAACAAAGGCCGAACUGCACCCAACCCGCACUCCUCCUCCUCGUCGCGCGGGAGGGAAAUUUCCCAUCCCCAACCUCCCGCCCCGCGCCGCCGGCCGCCGGCCACCGCGAUUCCGGCCGCCGCCCGCCUCCCUCGACUCCUGUUGGCCGCCGCGAGCUCCCCAGCCCGCGAAUCCGCGCCGCCCGCCACCCCGCGUCAUCCCUGCCGCCCGCGGAUCCGCGCCGCCCCGCCGCCCGCCGUCCGCCUCCCGCCCGCUCAUCCGUCGCCCGCCCGCCGUCGGCCGCCCGCCCGUCCGCCUCCGCCUCGGCCGCCGCCCGCCGCCCCACGUCAUCCCGAGCCGCCCGCCGCCCUGCGCCGUGUCGUCCCGAGCCGCCGCGGCCGCCCGAGCCCUCCCGGCCGCCUCCCGCGUCGCCUCCCGCCGCCGGGGGUUUGCCUCGCGCCGGCCCUCCCACCGCCGCGUCCCGACCGGCCCCGCCCCAACCGGCCCCGGCCCCGGCCCUCCCGACGCCCCGACCGCCGCGGCUCACCCCGGUAUGCCCCUUUUUAUGGACACCGACGAUACGGCGUCGUUGUCCGAUGAUUCCGGUUGGUCGUCGUCGGAUGAUUCGGAUAUUGAGGAGUUGCUUCAAGACGACGAUGUCGAGAUGAUGAGCCUCCUCGUCGACGUGCAAGAGUUUGAAGACCGCACGAACCAGAUGGAUCAGGGGAGAGGGUCGAAGAUGGGGCGAGUCACCAUCUACCGGAACCGUGCUCUCGGCCACGAGCAAUAA